AUGUGUAGGAACUGGUGCCACACGAACCUACUGGAGAGGGAAUUUGUCAAGAUGGCCGAAGAAGGGUUGGAAUUCGAAUACCAGAAGAAAUCCCAGGGGAUUGAAUUCUGGGACAUGCACGACUUGAUCAACAAGGUGGACCGAUACGCAUCCUUGUUGAAAGAAGAGGUGCAGAAGAGGACGACUUCAAAAGGGACUUACUAUCGGAAUCCCGUUGUCAGCUAUGCCGAAGCAGACAACCCCACAGAGGCCGAGGGCGACGAUGUUGAGAUGAGCUCAGCCGAAGUCAGCAUAGACAAGCCGUUUGUCUGCAAAGGACUUGUCAAGGCCGACAAUAGCCGCACAAAGAUUCCCGACGCCAAGUUCGCGACUCGAGAAAUGAAGGCCUAUACUUUUGAUUUGACUAGGGCCGAAGCUAUCUUUGACCUACUAUUAACCGAGAAAAAUGUCAAAUUGUCCUUCGGCCAUAAAAUUCUGAAACCCGAAGAGCUCAAAGGAAAGACGUUCUGCAAAUACCACAGUUCUUGGUCUCACAAUACCAAUAAUUGCGUUGUUCUGCGAGACGUCAUCCAGAAGUUGAUAGACGAAAAGAAGCUUCAAUUUCCGGAAAAGGCGGCCAUGCAAGUCGACUCUAAGCCAUUCCCUCCGCUUGUCAUCAACAUGGUCAACGCUCAGCUCCGGGCCGAAUAUAGGGAAAUUCGUCGGCCUGCAAAAAGAAAUGAGCCGUUGGCCGCACCAGAGCCAGUACCGUGCAGUCGGUGCAAGUCUAAGAUCGGUCAGCUCAGACCGCUGGAAAACAAGAGGAAGGCCAUCGAGCCGUCUCGACCGGCUAUGAGGAAAUUCGGCGGCCAGUACGACUGUGGGCCAGCGAUAAGAGCUAUUUUCGACCGACUAGGGGCACGAGGCCCCAGUACCUCGACAUGCCACAAAAAAGGAGCCGCUCCUAGGCCGGUGAAGACUUUCAGACCACCGGUCGUACGGGAUGACCACCCUGAGGGGUUAAAACGCCAAAAGAAAAUGGCGACUGCAGACGAAACACCAUCCGCGCCAAUCGUUCCCCCUGCAGCAAAGGUCACCAGCGCCAAGCCUCCAAGGGUGUGGCGCCCUAGGCAAGACGGUGAUCCUAAAGGCCGCGGCCCUGGAGGGAGCAGAUGA
Messenger RNA from Prunus armeniaca (apricot), 1155 nucleotides. Lineage: Eukaryota; Viridiplantae; Streptophyta; Magnoliopsida; Rosales; Rosaceae. The record is from the annotation of a GenBank genome assembly.